Messenger RNA from Chaetomium globosum CBS 148.51, 4986 nucleotides. RefSeq lists its product as uncharacterized. The coding region runs from base 1 to 4986 and encodes 1661 amino acids. The transcript is spliced from 3 exons. The record is from RefSeq and is a predicted model, not a curated record. Lineage: Eukaryota; Fungi; Ascomycota; Sordariomycetes; Sordariales; Chaetomiaceae.
AUGUUUGGCUCCCGAAGGCACCGUCCACCGAAUCCGCCCCUGACAGCAGCAACCGCGAAUCCCAAUGCUGCGACCGCUGCCGCAGCAGUCUUCAAACGCCAUGAGUCGAAUCCUUCCCUCCCGGCUGCCGCCGCCGCCGCCGCCCUCCGCGCACGACCAACGACGCCGACCCGGGUAGCCGACGUGCAGACAAAACGGACAGUGCGCCGGAGCGCGUCUGUCGCCUCAACAGAUUUGCCGCCUGUUCCUGCAUUGCCUCAGAAUCUGGAUGCGACCUCUCGACAGACCGGCCGAGGCGCCCAACAAGACGUUCAGCAUCGGAAAACCAACAGCCUAAGUUUGGUAGGCAGCCCUGUGCGCCUCGCGUCGCAGAAACUCGCUUCGGGUGAGACACCAACCUGGUUCGGCGCCGCGAAAUUGGGAGAUCUGGGAAGCGUCCGGAGAACGGAUCCGGCAAUGGCUAGCCCCCCGUCAAGUCCGCUGCAGUCAGUAGCAGGACAGGAGGAUCCGCCGGACGGAGCAAGGCCAGGUAGCCAGGCUUCGUCCAUUAACUUCUCUUACCCGACGCGGGCGAGGUGCAGCUCCGCCGCAAGUGCCCUUCCGCCCAUCGAUUCCUCCUCAGCGCCUCAAACAUCAACCAAAACAAGCCAGACGCGACCAUCAACUGCGGACCAUCAUCCCACAACACGCGCAAAGCAGUACCCGAGGGGGCAAGUUGCGGUACCACCCGCGAGAAGACAAUCCGCCUCCAGUUCAUCCGACCAAGCCUUGGUGUAUGACCCGAAUUCCAGACGGAUGGUGCGACAAGCGGAUUUACGAUCGAUCCAGCAAGUUCAACAAGCAGUCCUCGACGCCUCGCAACCACUAGCAGGGCCCAAGAGAAAGAAGAGAACUCCACAAAGAGCUGGGUCGCAUCUGGCUGCGGGUACAAUGGGUCGCCCCAGGAGUGAAGCCCUAAAUACAGAUCCGCUGGCUAAGACUCAACCACCAAACCCGGUUCCAAGUCAAUCACACCCUGUUCAGCCAGUAGUCCUGAUGUCGCCAGCGCCGCCCCAUGAGACUCGACUGGAUGUGGAAGAACCUGGGGCCAAGGCAAUCAUGGCUUCGCUGGGAAAAGAAGCAAAAGAAAUCGGGCAACACAGCGCCCAAGCAACCGUGGAUCUCCCCCGGACCAACCACCUGACAGAUCGCACCCCGACCUCUACUGCAUCUGACGCGGCGCAGUUUAAGGUGAGAAGACAACCCUCUGUGAUUCGAGAAGGGCCAGAGCCGGAGGAUGCUCAGGACGAGAAAAAGACCCAAGCCGCCGUCUCAGAUGAUGCUGUAGACCCGGCAGUGGCGCGACGGAAAUUGCAGCCCGGUGUAUCCCCUGAUACUCGCACACCCGCAACGCCACCACAGAACAUAACCCUCCCAUCAAACCCUUCCUCGAAGGAUCCUACACCGGCUACCGUCGAUCAGAGGCCUGAAAUGGACCCAAUCGAUAUAUCAGAAUACUGGAAACUAAAUCCGAGCGCCGCGGAGCAUGGGAGAGCUGCGCAUAUCUCGCGGGAGCGAACCCAUUCGAGCAGCCCUGCUCGGCAAGCUCAUUUUGGCCCUAUUCUAGAUAGUUUAACGGUCAAACACUCCCCGCCGCCUCGGUCCAUCUCGCCGCGGAAGUCAGCCAUGAAGCGGACCAGUCCACCCUGCAGUGCAUCGCCCUCCGGCGACACAUCGGAAGCUUCCGGGAGUGCCACCCAGGAGGCCCCCGUAGCACGCAAGAAGUCUGUGCGCGUCAGUUUCGAGGACAACGGUGAUGGGGUGGUGGAAGAGCCGGCCUCUACCAAACAAAAUGACUCCCCGUCGGCCGCCAGCCCGCUACACACGAACCGCCACAGUUGGCUGCCUAGCCUUGGUCGCAGCCGAGAAGUGUCGUCGUUCGAUGAGGAUGCGGUAAUGAAACCACGGCCAGCCCUGCCAAGUUUUGGUAGCGUUAGAGAUAGGAAACCGCGGGAGAACAGCCCAAGCGAGCUUGAGCGGCCACUUGUUCGGCCUCGAGGAGAGACAAAACAGGUCUCGCCAUCGUCAUUGUUGCCUAGCCCUCCACUAGGCUCAAGUAACGACCACACCGUUGGCGCAGUUCUGUUGAACGAGCAUGACCGCUUAAAAGAAAUAGCCGUGAGUUCGGAAGAUGCAUCGGAACAGAGGGAACCGUUGCCCCCAAUUGUCACCACUGUCGAAGGCUCCGGCUACUUCAGUGACGGUUCCGAUAGCAGCUCCAUGCUCAGUUCCGAGUUCGAGCCGACCCAGCCGCCAUCGCCAGCACCAGUUGUGGAACCACGCCCAAGGCCGGUCGUAGAGCCACAAGCGGCGCUGCCCAAAGAGCCUGUCGAUAGCUCGGUUACAAGCCCACGCACUGAGACCGUUUCCCCCGAAGUCGCUGUCGAGCAUAGCACGGCUUCGGAGCCGCACAUUCCAGAGAUAUCCGUUUCACAGCCGACACCCAUUGUUGCAGAGGGCAAGGCGUCUGGACAAUAUUUCACCGAUGUCCCUGGCGCAUUUCCAGAUGACGAGUCAGACCAGUCUACCGCGCCGGAGGCCGAAAGGCUCGAACAGGCGACAACAAUCGCCAAACCGGUCGAGGUUACCAAGGGCACCUCGGACAAUGACCUUCCUCACCAGCCAGCCGCCCAGCCCACUGCCACAGAAAGCUCGAGCAAUUCCGAUAGCGAUAUUUACAGCGAUGCCUACGAAGAUCUCUCAGAGUUUGAAGGUGAUGGUUUCCAGUCACUUAACGCCGUCGUAGAAAGCCCGGUACAGCAAAGCCCCCGUCCAGCUACCCAAUCCGAAACGCCUUUUCGAGAACUUAUGGGCCAGACAACCAGUGAAGAAACCCCGAGAUCCCAAACAGAGAUAUCGUCCGCCACAACCGCCGUCGAACCACAACCAGUCGAGCUCACUCGGGACGACUGGGAGCAGGCGAAAGCUUACUGGAGGAGCCUCACGGCGGAGAAGCGAGCCCAACUCGAGAAAGAGACCAGGGAGGAGGCGGGCAUUGAAGGGGACAAGGACGAAGCGCAUCCCGAGAUUAAACCCAAGAAGAAGAAGACCGUUGAACGGAGGAAUUCCGAACGGAAAACGUUGGCCGACCACAUGCCGCAGCAGACGGCCGCACCACAGGUACAGGACAGGGUAAUGCAUCCAGACCGCAGCUACAUGAUUAAGCCGGGAGAGAAGUGGACUGGGGAAGAAGAGCUAGCCAUAUCGCCCAUGCGAAAGACUAUGCGCAGCGAACCGCAACAGCCAGCCCCGGUUGCCCCUAUCGCUGGGUCUCGGCUGAGGAAGUCAAUGCGGGCAAACGGUUCGGGGCCGAGCAAUGGCCAUGUUCCCCGUGCAGCGGAAACCCGAUCGGCAUCCCAGCGGCCGGAGUCAACCGCAGUGGCCAUUACCCCUACCAAAACCGGACCCCACAGGUCAGCAACGCAGGUGGAAGAGCGCGCCCGGCCUACCCCAAGGAGACGCGGUUCAACGGGCAGCGAGAGCAGCUUCAAACGGGCCCGGCCUACGAAAGCCCAAGGCCUCAGCUUCCGCCAUUCGAUGAGAUCGGCAUCUCCCCCGCGAACCCGAAACGAGAAUCAUUCCUCCAAAAGAUUCUCGCUGAGAACGCUUUCUCCCGCGGGUUCUGUCUCACCUUCGCGUGCUCAGAUGCGCACAACACUACGCGACUCAUCCGCUGGAAAAAAGGCACCCACCGGAAUCCGGAUGCCGAGCUUCGGCCUCUCGUAUGGCGGGGGGAAGAAGAGCGGCUCCAAUAUUUCAUCAAACAAGGCGCGCGGCUCCCGGUUCUCGAGCCGACUCGCUGACUCGAGCGACGAAGAAAAGGACAAGGAAGUCGAAUCCGGUUUCCAAAGCCGAUUCGAAGACUCGAGCGACGACGAGCCCGUCAUGCCGAUCCCAGCCUCCCUCCCCAAAUCCGCCUCCGCACCGUCCGCAAGUACCGGCUUGCCGGCGCACUCCCUAACGAAAGCGAGCUCGGUCGCGAGCACGGCCCUGCCCGAAGAACUCGAAGAAAGCGAAGCCUCCCAAGACCACCCCAACCAUCACGGACCGACGCCACAAACCCAACCCAACCCCUCCCCCAUCAACUCAACCCUCCGCCGCACCCGCUCAGGAAAAGGCCAACUGCCCCCCUCGCAAACGGCGCCCUCCCUCUCCCGUUUUCAACCCGCCACCACCGUCGACAACAUCACAACUGUCACCGAAGGCCGCCCCUCAAGACGCCACAGCAUCCUAUCGGUUCUGCGCCACCGCAAGAAAAACAGCAGCGGCGGCGGCGGCGGCGGAGCCGUCGGCAAGAUCGGUCGUGCCGAGGUCAGCGAGAGCGCCGCGCGCCGCGAUACCCGCCUAGAGCGCUCCGUGGGCCAGCUCGAGCGUAUUCGCAGCCGCAGGGGAGGCGCGGGGGAGCCGAAUGAAGAGGAUGAGGAGGGGGAGGAGGCGCUGCCAUCGCCGCAGUCGCCGCAGUCGCCCGGGAGGAGUCCACGGUUGCAGAAACGUGGCAGUAAUAACAGCCAUCAUCGCGCUUCUUCGUCUCCCACCUUUCCUCUUACCACUACUACUACUACUGCUGCUUUGACCACAACCCUCACCGCCGCCGCGCCCGACAUCAACAACAUGCUCAUGAGCGUCGCCGAAGAGGAUGGCGAUGGCCACUUCAACCCAGCGGCGACGCUGACCAGGCGCACGACGGCAUCGGGGAACCUCGGCACUCGCACGCUCGGCCGUAGGAGUAGCAGCGGCGAUGGUGGCGGUGGGUUCUUGCACCGGCGGAUGUCGGCUGUGAAUGGCAUGCCUUCUACUGCAGCUGGCGGUAGUGGUGGCGGGGUUGGGGGGGAUGUGGGUAGUGUUGAUGGGGGCUCCGUGGCGGAAGGGAGCCUGGCGGGGGCGUCGUCGACGACGAGGCGGAAGAGGUUUGGGACGUUGAGGAAGAUGUUCGGGUUGAAUGAAUGA